AUGGCUGAUGUAAUGGAAGAACGUUUACGAACUUAUAUACAAGAAGUGGAGAAUAAAAUGAAAUGCCAGCUUGAUGAUCGGAAAAAGUUAGAAAAUGCUAUUCCAUUGUCCGAAGAACAACUUCGAAAAAUGGACAGUGCGCUGAAGCGAACGACAGCUUUUAUGAAAAAAUUAAAAAACAUUGGUUGCGUACAACUGGCAUCGAUUUUGCAAGAUAUGGAAAAAGUUAAUUUAUCGAAGUUUGUGGAAGAAAUGGCUAUGACAAUUGCCGAAGCAAAAAUAAAAUAUAGCGAGGUACAGGCCGUUGUAACAGUUUGUGUGAAUUUAUCGUGCUAUUAUGCAGAAUUCGCUUCACUGUUGCUUCUGGAGUUCCGUAAACUGUUGCCGUCAAAGCGAAAUGACAAAAUUCAGAAUCCAUCCAAGUUGCGCGUCGAUAUCAGAUUGCUAGGGGAACUAUGUCUUCACGGCGUUUUUGGAAAAGAAGGCGUUCAGCUUCUGGGUUCUGCAAUUUCAUUCCUUACACUCACUGACAGAACCGAACAUGUCAACAUUCCAAUUCUCUUGCCGUUCUGUAAAGCCAUGAAUGUUGAUUUACUUGGCUUGCAUCCUUACUCAAUGGAACAGAUCGCAUUAACUGCAAAUAUUAAGUUACCGGAAACAUCAGUAAUAUCUGCUGAUCACAAGAAAACAUUUGCUCAACUUCUUCUUGAUUAUCGGUCAUCGUUGGUGGACCACAUAAAACAGGCGAGCAGAUUUAACGAAACCGAUUUGCUUGAAAUGAAUCAGUUGCUGCUUUCGAUAAAGCGUCAAACACGAACGCGGGGAGAUGCUUCUGCUGAAGAUCGAAAUCAUCUGGAAGAGACACGUGCGCGCUAUGAAAAAGUUUUAACGAGUGGAACUCAGCUCAGUGAAUAUUUGGGUGUUGAGAUGGAAGCAAUGGAAGAAGAGCAGAGUGAGGAUGAAGAGGAAGAGGUUUCCGCGCUAGCACUCAGCCGUGCGUUACAAGAAGGAACCAUUACUGUAUGGCCAGAUGAAGACACUCGACAAUUUUAUGAAACAAGGAUGGAGCUUCGACAGAUUGUUCCGGCAAUUCUUUUUCAGGAGUCGGAACAACGAACCUUGGAUCUAGUUGAAGGGAAGAUUGAGGAUGUUGAUUUAAGUGGUUUGGAUACAAUUGCUGAAGAAGUUGAAGAUGAGGGUGAUGAUCAUAGUGAGGGUGUCGACGAUGAAGAGACAAAAAUAGAUUUGAAUGAAAUGGAUCCUUCAGUUGCAGUGAAUCGUAUUGAAGCGCCAAAAAUAUCUGGACAAGAUUUGAAGCUCAUGAUGAUUGCAUUUAUGGAACAGCUUCCAUGGCUAAUCAACAGGGAUUUAAUUGAUAAGGCUGCACUUGACUUUGUUACAAAUCUGAACACCAGAAACAAUAGGAAAAAACUAUGUCAAAUGAUGCUGGAACAAUAUCGAAAUCGGUUAGAUUUGCUGCCAUUCUAUGGACGUUUGGUGGCAACGUUGGAACCAGUUAUGCCUGAUUUAGCCCUUGAACUUUCGCACUCAUUACUUCAACAGUUUCGAGCAGCUGUUCAGAAUAAGAAAAAACAGCGUGUUGAUUUGAAAAUAAGAUGUGCUCGGUUUAUCUCUGAAUUGGUGAAGUUUGGGAUCAUACCGAAAGGCGAAGGCCUUUCUUGUUUGCGAAUGGUACUUUUUGAUUUUCGUGGUCAUAACAUCGAUAUGUGUUGUGCAAUGGUUGAUGCAAUGGGACAGUUUUUAUAUCGUUCAACAGACAGUCAUGGAAAAAUGAAAAUCUUGCUCGGAGUUAUGAUGAAGAAACGUGACCGCAUCAGUGAUCCGCGCCAACAGAUGCUGAUAGACAAUGCGUUCUACACUUGCAUUCCACCGGCAGUAGAAGAAAAACCGAAGUCUGCAAGUGACCCAUUUCAAGAUUUUAUUCGUUAUUUAAUAAGCAAUUUAUCACGCUAUCGGUUGGAAAUAACUAUACGAUGCCUCAGAAAAUUGGACUGGUCUAAUCCUGUUUGUGCUAAUUAUGCAGUUGAGUGCCUCAGUAAUCCAUCUCUACCACGGUACAAUAAUGUGCCAUAUCUUGCUUCACUUAUAGCGGCGCUUUCAUCAUGUCAUGAUUGGAUUGGUAUUCGCGUACUCGACGCAACGCUUGAGGAUAUCCGCAUCGCCUUAGAGCUAAAUAGUCCAUCUCUUAAUCAGAGCACAGUGCUGAAUGAAUUGCUGAAUGGUGUUAAAGCACAGCAAAAGACGUAUUUGUUGAAAAUUUGCUGUGCAAACUGGAAAAUAGAAUUGCACACUUUAUAUCAGUUGAUUACUUUUGGUGCUUUCGAUCCAUUGCUAGAUGAUUGGAACAAUCUGACGCGAAUUGGUCUUGUAUGCGAAUUACUUCUAGUCUGUGGCGAAUAUUUUAAUGCUGGUUCAACUAAGAAAAAAUUGGAUUGCUUCUUAGCAUAUUUUUUCCGUUAUUUGUUGGCUAAAGAAGAAGCUUUCAAAGCUCGCGAUAUUCUUUUUCCCAAGGAUGUACGUUUUCGUGUGGAAGAGAUGAGUGAUUAUGUACGAAAAGGCAGCAAAAUCCCAAAAUCUUUCGACGAAGCACAAAAACUUGUUGAUGAAAUCCAGCAGCAGUAUAGAAAAAUGGUAGACGCAGCGCUUGAAGGGAAAGCAGCUCAGCAAAUAGAAGAGGUAAUGGAUGAAGAGGAUGAACCGCGGAGGAUAAAUUGUACCGCUGAAGUUGGCUCGAACAAGGAAAGCAACAACAGUAAAGAGAUUGUUGUAUCAAUUCAUGAUGAAAAUGAAAGCGUUCGUGUACAUACAAAUCGUAUUCUCCUACCCGAAGACGAACUGUUUGUGCGUCAACUUGAACAAAUAAUUGCAGAAACGAUGCAGAGCAGGGCAAAUGCUGUGGGCGUACCAGUUUCGGAAAUAGUAGUACCGACAUCUGCACGUCAAAAAUUUCAUAGAACCGUUGCAUUUGAUGAAAGCGCUCGUAAUACUAACUCCGGUGAUGUGUCAAAUGCAGGAACGGAAACAAGAAUGGCGAUUUUAACUCGUGGGAAAGGAAAUAAAACAGUGCUGAAAGCGAUAGCAAUGGAUGCACCGAGUUUUUUGGCGGAAACGUGGAAUGCACAGCGGGAGAAAGAGCGUAAAGAAUUGAGCGCUCAUAAGCACAUAACUCUGAGUAUGAGUGAACGGAUGAUGAUGGAUGAUGAUGAAUCUUUAUCGGAAUAA
This is a messenger RNA of Acanthocheilonema viteae, 3243 nucleotides long. The record is from the annotation of a GenBank genome assembly. NCBI's taxonomy places the organism in Eukaryota, Metazoa, Nematoda, Chromadorea, Rhabditida, Onchocercidae.